Molecule: messenger RNA, 3907 nt
Organism: Onychomys torridus (southern grasshopper mouse)
Lineage: Eukaryota; Metazoa; Chordata; Mammalia; Rodentia; Cricetidae
Product: guanine nucleotide-binding protein G(s) subunit alpha
Exons: 13
Coding region: 2368-3552 (394 amino acids)
Biological process (GO): adenylate cyclase-activating dopamine receptor signaling pathway; sensory perception of chemical stimulus
Cellular component (GO): heterotrimeric G-protein complex
Molecular function (GO): ionotropic glutamate receptor binding; beta-2 adrenergic receptor binding; corticotropin-releasing hormone receptor 1 binding
Source: RefSeq, a predicted model, not a curated record
CACUCAGUCGCGUCGGCACCGCGGAGCGGGCUGCGUCAGGUGGCUGUUCCUGGCGGCGCUCGCUAGCUCCCUGCUCUCGGGCUUGGAGCUGCAGCACCGGCUGGAGCGAACCCUUGUCCCAGCGCGGGGCGGCGGCGGCGGGCAGACGGGCAGACGGGCAGACGGGCAGACGGGCAGCCUUGCGUGUGAGUGCCCCACUCACAUAGCUAACCCCAGGAGCGCCUAAGGGUAACAGCAAACUUGUCAUUUGCACCUUUGCACUUUCCUUUUUCUCGUGUUAUUUUUUUUCUUGUCUUUAUUAUUAUUUUUUUCGUUUUUGAGUCGUUGGGCAUUUCUUGGUGUUUUUGGUUUCUCGCUGUUGUUGGGUGCUUGUUGGUUUGUUCUCGCCCCCGUUUUCGUUUGCUCAUCCUUUUUGACGCUAACUCUUAGGCAGCCAGCUCAACAGCCCCCUACGAAGCCCGGGGAAGCCGCACUCGGUGACCCCAGGACAGCGCAGCAGAGACCGCAACCGAGCCCCCCGACACGGGGCGCACAGGAGCCGGGAAGCCCGAGGCCGGGGCCAAUCAGACCGCCCGGGCCAGGCGCGAGCCAAGCUCCCCGAGGUGGUCGGGUCACCAUGCUGAAGAUGGCCAAGAAGCUCAAAGCCCGAGCAGCCGAGAGCGAGAGGAAGGCAGCCGCGGCUGCCGCCGAAGUGGCUGCCGAAGCUGCCGUGGCGGCUGCGGCGCUGGCAGAACCGUUCGCUUCGCAGAAGAACGGGGACCCGGAGAAGCCCCCCAAGUCCAAGUCCGUCAAGGCCCCCGCGAACGCCGGGCGAGAUGUGCCGCCCGAAAAGUUGCUGACAGACAAAGAGCGCAAGAAGCUAGAGAAGAAGUUGCUGGAGCAGAGGAAAAAAGAGGAGAAGAAGAGAGAGAAAGAGAGGAAGAAGUUGGAGAAGAUGAUGAUGAAGAAGAAGAAGAAUGUGCCAGAAUCCCGGGCGCAGGCCCGAGGCCCCGAGGCCGCCGCCGCCGCCGCCGCCGCCACCGCAGGCGAAGACGAGGGCGCCGCGGAGGGCGCCGCAGGGCUCGGAGAGGGCGCCGCCGGCGGGGGCGCGAGUAGGGCCUGGGCCCGGUGGGACACUGAGUCGGGCGACGAAGAUGAUGCCUACUACGCGCCUCCUCGUGUUGGAGGCGUCGUGUGGCGGCCCGGGCCUGCCAAGGCUGGAGCACUCAGCGCGCACAUGCCCCUUGUGGUGUUCCUGGUGUUCUCCGUUCGCAGCCCCUCGUGGGUGCUCAACUUCCUGCUCCAGCGACGCACAGAGCAGGGCCGCGGCUGUGGCUUCGUGUUCGGGGCGACCUGCUGCUUCCGAGUGUUCCUGGGCUGCGCCUUCUUCUCCUUCCUGAGUGGCCGCACCAAGCGCAGAGGCAGAGGCCGAGGGCGCUCCCGGGCCAGGGGCACCGGGCGCCGGGGGCGCGACGAGCGGCUCAUCUAGUCAGACCCCCACCCCCCACCAUCAUCAUCAUCCACAUCGACCACCACCACCACCACCACCACGACCACCACCACCACCUCCACCUCCACCACCAUUGCUGUGUAGUGUGGAUCUUUAUUAGUGCUUGUGUGUGGACACAUUUUCCUUUUCGGUUGCUCUGUCCUGUGCUUCGUGCUUUCCUAGCUUUUCUGCACACUCCCUGCUUUCUGGCUCUCUCAGUGUCUCUCUCUCUCUCCUUUUCGAAAUUUUCCUAAGACCGGGCCCGCGCUCCCUCCCUUUCCGCCCACCCCGGCCCCUUGGCGGCGCCCGCCCGCCCUGCUGCAGGAGGAGGGGGAUCCGGGGCCGCCCGGCCCGGGGGUGGAGCGCUGGCAUCGUGUGAGGGGUCGUCACCACCGCGGGGCCGCCCCCUCUCCCCCCGCCCCGCCGCCGCACGGUCAGGCCCCGGCCCCAAGCAGCGGGUGGGGCGAGGAGGCGACCCCACUGUGCAUCCCGGCCCGGGCUGGACUUGGGUGCAGGGACCCCUGCCCGGCCUCCGGGCACCGCCUCCCUGCGCCCGCGCCCGCCCUCCUAGCCGCGGCCCUCCUCCUCCUCCUCCUCUUUCCACCCCCCUCACCGCCGUCGCCUCCGCCUCCCCCCGCUCCCCCCGCCCGCCGUGGCGCUUUUGGGUCGGGGCGUCGGGCCCGGGCCGAGGCAAUAAGAGCGGCGGCGGCGGCGGCGGCGGCAGCAGCUCCCGCGGCUCCUGCUCUGCUCCGCCUCGGCCCCGGAGCGAGGAGCCGAGAGCUGCGCGCUUGCCUUAGUCCGAGCCGCCACCCUCCCCUUGUUCCCCGCUUUCCCGGCCCGCCUGAGGCCGCCCGCCCCGUCCCCGCCGCCCCGCAGCCCGGCCGCGCCCCGCCGCCGCCAUGGGCUGUCUCGGUAACAGUAAGACCGAGGACCAGCGCAACGAGGAGAAGGCGCAGCGCGAGGCCAACAAAAAGAUCGAGAAGCAGCUGCAGAAGGACAAGCAGGUCUACCGGGCCACGCACCGCCUGCUGCUGCUGGGUGCUGGAGAGUCUGGCAAGAGCACCAUUGUGAAGCAGAUGAGGAUCCUGCAUGUUAAUGGGUUUAACGGAGAGGGCGGCGAAGAGGACCCGCAGGCUGCAAGGAGCAACAGCGAUGGUGAGAAGGCCACCAAGGUGCAGGACAUCAAAAACAACCUGAAGGAGGCCAUUGAAACCAUCGUGGCCGCCAUGAGCAACCUGGUGCCCCCUGUGGAGCUGGCCAAUCCUGAGAACCAGUUCCGUGUGGACUACAUUCUGAGCGUGAUGAACGUGCCCAACUUUGACUUUCCACCUGAAUUCUAUGAGCACGCCAAGGCUCUGUGGGAGGAUGAGGGAGUUCGUGCCUGCUAUGAGCGCUCCAAUGAGUACCAGCUGAUUGAUUGUGCCCAGUACUUCCUGGACAAGAUUGAUGUGAUCAAGCAGGCCGACUACGUGCCAAGCGACCAGGACCUGCUUCGCUGCCGUGUCCUGACCUCUGGAAUCUUUGAGACCAAGUUCCAGGUGGACAAAGUCAACUUCCACAUGUUCGAUGUGGGCGGCCAGCGCGAUGAACGCCGCAAGUGGAUCCAGUGCUUCAAUGACGUGACUGCCAUCAUCUUUGUGGUGGCCAGCAGCAGCUACAACAUGGUCAUUCGGGAGGACAACCAGACCAACCGCCUGCAGGAGGCUCUGAACCUCUUCAAGAGCAUCUGGAACAACAGAUGGCUGCGCACCAUCUCUGUGAUCCUCUUCCUCAACAAGCAGGACCUGCUUGCUGAGAAAGUCCUCGCUGGGAAAUCGAAGAUUGAGGACUACUUUCCAGAGUUCGCUCGCUACACCACUCCUGAGGAUGCAACUCCCGAGCCCGGAGAGGACCCACGCGUGACCCGGGCCAAGUACUUCAUCCGAGAUGAGUUUCUGAGAAUCAGCACCGCUAGUGGAGAUGGGCGCCACUAUUGCUACCCUCACUUUACCUGCGCCGUGGACACUGAGAACAUCCGCCGUGUCUUCAACGACUGCCGUGACAUCAUCCAGCGCAUGCAUCUCCGCCAAUAUGAGCUGCUCUAAGAAGGGAACACCCAAAUUUAAUUCAGCCUUAAGCACAAUUAAUUAAGAGUGAAACGUAAUUGAAAAGCAGUUGAUCACCCACCAUAGGGCAUGAUUAACAACGCAACCUUUCCUUUUUUCCCCAGUGAUUCUGAAAACCCCUCUUCCCUUCAGCUUGCUUAGAUGUUCCAAAUUUAGUAAGCUUAAGGCGGCCUACAAAGAAAAAGAAAAAGAAAUAGGCCACAAAAGUUCCCUCUCACUUUCAGUAAAUAAAAUAAAAGCAGCAACAAACAGAAAUAAAGAAAUAAAUGAAAUACAAAAUGAAACAUUGUAUUGUGCAGCAUUAAAAAAUCAAUAAAAAUUAAACGUGAGCAAA